AUGGCUACAUACCGUCCCGCUAUCUUAUCAGUCUCACUUGGUCGAGCAUGGGUACAUGAGUUUGCCGAGAAAGCAAAGCAGGCUUCAACCCAAGGAUUCCAAGGCAUCGAAGUCUUUUACGAGGAUCUCGAAUACGAGGCAAAGAGACUACACAAUGUUGAGACUCCAAGUAACGAUCAGAUACUGUCAGCAGCAUCCAGUAUUCGACAGCUCUUGGACGAGUUGAAUCUCACAGUAAUUGGUCUCCAGCCCUUCCUAUUUUACGAGGGCCUGUUGGAUCGUGAGCAGCAUGCCCGCCUGAUCGAAAAAAUCAAACUGUGGUUUAAAAUUGCCGAACGCCUUGGAACCAACACGAUUCAGAUUCCAGCCAACUUCCUCCCCGCUAACCAACUUACCGGGAACAUGGAUGUCAUUGUUGGCGAUUUGGUCGAACUGGCUGAUUUAGGACUCAAACAAGACCCUCCAAUCCGUUUUGCAUAUGAAGCUUUGUGCUGGAGCACGCAUGUCGACACCUGGGAGAAGUCAUGGGAAGUAGCUCAGAAGGUCAACAGGCCCAACUUCGGUCUGUGCCUCGACACCUUCAAUAUUGCUGGGCGUGUUUGGGGCGACCCUGCCUCACCAACAGGCAUGACACCUAAUGCGGACCAAGACAUGGAAGAGUCUCUCAAAAGAAUUGUUCAAGAUGUCACUUUGGAUAAGAUGUUCUACAUCCAGGUUGUUGAUGCGGAGAGAAUAGAGUCGCCUCUGGUCAAGGGCCAUCCAUUCCACGUGGAUGGGAACCCUGCAAGGAUGAAUUGGUCUCGGAAUGCCCGAACCUUUAUGUACGAGGAAGACCGUGGUGCUUAUCUUCCUGUGGAGAAGAUUGCCAAGGUAUUGAUUCACGAUAUGGGAUACAAGGGAUAUGUCUCUAUGGAGCUCUUCUCAAGAACAAUGUCUGAGGAAGGAAAAGAUGUGCCACAAAAGCACGCAGAAAGGGGCAUCAAAUCUUGGAACAAGCUUGUUGAGCGGCUGCAAUUGAACUGA
This is a messenger RNA of Fusarium venenatum, 1023 nucleotides long. RefSeq names its product xylose isomerase-like protein. The record is from RefSeq and is a predicted model, not a curated record. NCBI's taxonomy places the organism in Eukaryota, Fungi, Ascomycota, Sordariomycetes, Hypocreales, Nectriaceae.